UAGCCUUAGAUCAACCGUGCAUACAUUCCAUUCUAUCCCCUCUCUUGCCUGCCCCAACAACAGGACGUGUAGCUUCUUCAUCAGAAAUGGCGAUGGAGACGUUCCUCUUCACCUCCGAGUCCGUGAACGAGGGGCACCCAGACAAGCUGUGCGACCAGGUCUCGGACGCCGUCCUGGACGCGUGCCUGGCGCAGGACCCCGACAGCAAGGUGGCCUGCGAGACGUGCACCAAGACCAACAUGGUGAUGGUCCUGGGCGAGAUCACCACCAAGGCCACCGUCGACUACGAGAAGAUCGUCCGCGACACGUGCCGCAACAUCGGCUUCGUCUCCGACGACGUGGGCCUGGACGCCGACCGCUGCAAGGUGCUCGUCAACAUCGAGCAGCAGUCCCCGGACAUCGCCCAGGGCGUGCACGGCCACUUCACCAGGCGUCCCGAGGAGAUCGGCGCCGGCGACCAAGGGAUCAUGUUCGGCUACGCCACGGACGAGACCCCCGAGCUCAUGCCGCUCAGCCACGUGCUUGCCACCAAGCUCGGCUCCAGGCUCACGGACGUCCGCAAGGACGGCACCUGCGCCUGGCUCAGGCCCGACGGCAAGACCCAGGUCACCGUCGAGUACCGCAACGAGUCCGGCGCCAUGGUCCCCGUCCGCGUCCACACCGUCCUCAUCUCCACGCAGCACGACGAGACCGUCACCAACGACGAGAUCGCCGCUGACCUCAAGGAGCACGUCAUCAAGCCCGUGAUCCCCGCCAAGUACCUCGACGAGAAGACCAUCUUCCACCUCAACCCCUCGGGCCGCUUCGUCAUCGGUGGGCCGCAUGGGGACGCGGGCCUAACGGGCCGGAAGAUCAUCAUCGACACCUACGGCGGAUGGGGAGCCCAUGGCGGGGGUGCCUUCUCUGGCAAGGACCCCACCAAGGUUGACCGUAGUGGUGCUUACAUUGCUAGACAGGCCGCCAAGAGCAUCAUCGCCAGUGGCCUCGCCCGCCGCUGCAUCGUUCAGAUUUCUUAUGCCAUUGGUGUGCCGGAGCCGUUGUCUGUCUUUGUUGACUCGUAUGGGACCGGCAAGAUCCCCGACAGGGAGAUCCUCAGGCUUGUCAAGGAGAACUUUGAUUUCAGGCCUGGCAUGAUCAGCAUCAACCUUGACCUCAAGAAAGGCGGCAACAGGUUCAUCAAGACCGCCGCCUACGGCCAUUUCGGCCGCGACGAUGCUGACUUCACCUGGGAGGUGGUCAAGCCGCUCAAGUUUGACAAGCCGGCGUCUGCCUAAAGGAAAUUCCACACGCUACGCUUGCUGGGUGGGCGUUCGUCAAUUGAUGAUGGGUAUUUUGGUGUAGGUGCGUCGUGGCCAACCAGAAUCACGUGCCAAGUUUCCUUACAUAUAUCUUCUUCUUUUUGAGUCGGUGUGCUGAAACUGCCAAGUGAUGUACGUGCAGUUUGCCGCUCUGUCAACCGGUCUGUUCUUUUCUAGAUUCCGUUGCGUGUAUCAAUCAUCCAUUCAAUGUGAAAUAACCAUGUUCUUAUUCCCCAAAUGAGAUUUCUUUAAA
This is a messenger RNA of Brachypodium distachyon (stiff brome), 1551 nucleotides long. Its product is annotated as S-adenosylmethionine synthase 3. Gene Ontology annotation, biological process: S-adenosylmethionine biosynthetic process. The transcript has a single exon. Bases 87 to 1274 code for a protein of 395 amino acids. The record is from RefSeq and is a predicted model, not a curated record. Gene Ontology annotation, molecular function: methionine adenosyltransferase activity; ATP binding. Gene Ontology annotation, cellular component: cytosol. Lineage: Eukaryota; Viridiplantae; Streptophyta; Magnoliopsida; Poales; Poaceae.